CCGAGCGGCCCUUCCCCCACCUCCAUUUCCGCAUCCCUCCUUUUAAGUUCGAACCUCCAUUUCCGCAUCUCACACGAAUCGCACCGACCGCCGGGCGGAUGGGGCGCGACGGCAUGGACGCGUUCCCGGAAGGCGUCGUGCAGCACAUCCUCUCGCAGGUGAGCAACGCCCGCGACGUCGCGGCCUGCGCCGGCGUCUCCCGCUGCUGGCGCGACUGCGUGCCCUUCCUCCCGUCGCUCUACUUCCCGCGCGGCGCCUUCGACGCGGCGGGCGGCGGCGCGGGGGCGGCCGCGGACGACGCCAUCGGCCGGAUGGUCGGCGCCGCCGCGCGGCUCGAGGAGCUCGUCGUCUACUGCCCCUUCUCCACCGCGCUGCUGCCAAAGUGGCUCGCGGCGCGGAGCCCCACGCUGCGCGUGCUCGAGCUGCGGGUGGACUCUGCCGACGCCGACAAGUGGGACCACCUGGACUGCAUCGGGUUGGCCGCGGGCCUCGAGGAGCUGAGGUUGUGGGGGCUGACGAUGACGCGCGCACCUGCGUGGCGGCGGAUGGAGCGGCUCCGCGUGCUGGAGAUCGUUGGCGCCGUGCUCCAGGACACUGCGGUCAACGGCGCUGUCGCAGCGUGUCCCAACCUCACCGACCUCGCACUGCUCGGCUGCGAGUGCUCCGGCGAGGCGGUCAUCUCGCUCGCGCUGCUUGAUCGGUGCCGGCUCGACUUCGUUGGCUCCGGCAACCGCUCGCUCAGGCUCGCCGCGCCCCGCGUCGAGUCCCUUGAGGUCCAGGGCUUCAGCUGGAUCUCACUGCGAGGCGGCGACCGUCUCAAACAACUCACAAUCUCCAAGAACACUGGGAGUUUGUAUCAUGUCGAGAUGGGGAAGCUCCCGGAGUUGGAGCAGCUCUCGCUGCGCGGCGUCCAGUGGAGCUGGGGAGCCAUCCGUUCGGUGCUGCAGUGCUCGAGCGAGGUGAAGCACCUGGUGAUGAAGGUUGAGUUCUGUGGUGAUUUCGACACGCUCCAGCCGUUCCCGGAGGUCGACCUCGUAGAGUUCUUCAACAGCCACCCGAAGCUUCGCAAGUUUGAGAUCCACGGCGCCAUGUUCGCUGCGCUGUGCCAGAAGAACAGCUUGAAAAAUUUGGAUUCACGGUUCGUGAUGCCUUGCUUGGAGGAGGUCCUUGUCACCGUUCGCUCGCCUUUGAAUGCUGAGCAGAAGCUGAACACCCUCGAGUCCCUUGUCAGAUACAGCGUGAUGCUGCGUCGGAUGGUCAUUAGGAUCUCGCAGAUGAAGAAUUGCCAUGAGGCCUCUGAUGAUUUCUUCGAAGAUAUUUGCAAGUUCAUGUACAUGAAUAGCGGGAGAGUGUGCAUAGAGUAGAAGAGGUGCUGCUUAGUGCCAUUCUUGAGUGAGUUGCAACUUGAACCAACGCAAUUUUUUUACAUGCUGUUUGUUUAGGACAAUUUAUUGGAGAAUUUGCUGUGUUAUUUGUUGUUCAUACCGGCCUGGAAUGUAUCUGCAUUUCAGCACGCAUAGAAGUCACUUGGUUUUAUUUUUCAGUAGUCCAAGUUUUGUGCUUGGAAACUGCACUGUUCUUUGUUUCCUGAUGAAAUGUAAUGAACUGCUUAGGUUUGUUGCUGUACCUCUAACUAUGCUUGAUUUAAACAUUUGAUUCAUUGACUAGC
Phragmites australis (common reed) is the source of this 1669-nucleotide messenger RNA. RefSeq names its product F-box protein At1g10780-like. NCBI's taxonomy places the organism in Eukaryota, Viridiplantae, Streptophyta, Magnoliopsida, Poales, Poaceae. The transcript is spliced from 3 exons. The coding region runs from base 99 to 1364 and encodes 421 amino acids. The record is from RefSeq and is a predicted model, not a curated record. Gene Ontology annotation, molecular function: protein binding.